GUAUUACAACAAGGAAAAACAGGAUCCACUUAAACAGAAAAAACAGAUUGUCGAUGGCAAGAGGACUCAACAUGGCAUUCCUUGCAGCAAUUGCUAUAGCUGCUUUGAUACAAACCUCAGUGGCGCAAACAACCCAUACGGUGGGUGAUACCACAGGUUGGGCCAUUCCUACUGGUGAUCCUGCUUUCUACUCAUCAUGGGCUGCAAACCAAACCUUCAAUGUUGGUGAAAUUCUAGUGUUUAAUUUUAUGGCCAACGCGCAUGAUGUUGCCAAGGUGACAAAGGCAGAUUAUGAUGCUUGCACCACAAGCAGUCCCAUUUCUUUGGUAGAAACCAGCCCAGCAAGAAUCAACCUUGAUGCUUCAGGAGAACACUAUUUCAUUUGCAAUUUUACUGGCCAUUGCUCUGCUGGUCAAAAGAUGAUGAUCAAUGUUAGUGCUGCAUCUUCUUCUCCUUCUCCAGCUCCUCAGACAUCUUCUCCUGCUCCUCAACCUUCUACUCCAACUCCUCAAUCUUCUCCUUCUCCUCAACUUUCUACUCCAACUCCUCAAUCUUCUCCUUCUCCUCAACCUAGCACUCCUGCUCCUCAACCUUCUACUCCUGCUCCUCAACCUAGCACUCCUGCUCCUCAACCUAACACUCCUACUCCAGCUUCUGGUCCAUCACCACCUGCACCUACCCCAGCUUCUGGUUCACCACCCUCACCACCAACUGCCACACCACCUGCACCUGCCCCAGCUUCUGGUUCACCACCCUCACCACCAACUGCCACACCACCUAGUACUGUUGCUCCACCAAACUCUGCCAGAUCUCUUGGUUUCGCUAGCUUUACCACUUUCUUUUCCAUUUUUGUAGUUUUUUUGUGCUAUUAGAUUACAUGUGGUUAAGAGUUUGAUUAGUGUGAUUCAUUUUUAUGUGAGGUUCUUGUUAUACAGAUUUUUUUUACAUACAAUAAAGCUCCUUUUUUUUCCUUUA
Populus nigra (black poplar) is the source of this 975-nucleotide messenger RNA. RefSeq names its product blue copper protein-like. The record is from RefSeq and is a predicted model, not a curated record. The transcript has 2 exons. The coding region runs from base 54 to 872 and encodes 272 amino acids. Lineage: Eukaryota; Viridiplantae; Streptophyta; Magnoliopsida; Malpighiales; Salicaceae. Gene Ontology annotation, cellular component: plasma membrane. Gene Ontology annotation, molecular function: electron transfer activity.